AUGAAAGCUUUUUCCGUACUUUCUACCUUUCUCCUCUCCCCCAACGGUCGAACAGAGAACUGGAUUGCUCUCUCUCUCUCUUCCCCUAAUACCCACCCAAGCAGGACAAGAAAAUGGGCGAAAGGGAACCUCCCUGGAAAAUGCUGUUUCCUUCAAACAUUUUCCGGCCAGCGAGAAGGGGAGGGCAGCAGCAUGGAUAUGGGACGGGCUGAAAUUCAGUCACCUCCUUCAUUGCUCGGCUCUGCGGUGACAACUUGGCAAGGAUUGUUUCUCGACUCAACCAACCAGAACUACAAGAAAUGUUUAAUCUUAAAAAGGAGUUGUCCAUCAAUGAUGAGGUGGGGAAGGCAAUACCCGACUUACGGAACUACACCUACAUCAACGAUUCUUAUAGAUUAUGAGGAUAUCCCGCGACUCUGA
Striga asiatica is the source of this 420-nucleotide messenger RNA. Lineage: Eukaryota; Viridiplantae; Streptophyta; Magnoliopsida; Lamiales; Orobanchaceae. The record is from the annotation of a GenBank genome assembly.